AUGGUCUCCUCUUUUGCUCUCCAAUCGAAUUCAAAGAUUCUGAAUCAAUCGCAUAUCAUCACAAAGGAACCUUUGCAAUUCAAAGGAGGAGAGUCGUUUAAUAAAGACAGCUUAGAAGUGAGUAUUGCUAGCAAACCGGUUGCUUUAUCAGAUGUUAGAAGCAUUUAUCAAAAAGGAAACUUUUCUACGCCAGGAAAUUAUGAGAUAAUACAGAUAUUAGGAAAAGGGUCUUAUGGAGUAGUUGUGUCUGCCAUCGACAAAAGAGGUGAUAGCAAGCCAUGCCGCUUGGCUAUCAAGAAAGUGACCAACAUAUUCCACAGAGAAAUCCUACUCAAAAGAGCUAUACGGGAGCUGAAGUUUUUGAGUUUUUUUCGAGGUCAUAAGAACAUUGUAAGUUUAGUUGACUUAGAGAUUGUCUCGGAAAAACCAUACGAUGGACUCUACUGCUACCAAGAGCUUGUUGACUAUGACUUGGCUCGAGUAAUUCAUUCCACUGUUCAGUUCUCAGAAUUUCAUAUCAAACAUUUUUUGUACCAAAUUUUGUGUGGACUCAAAUAUAUUCACAGCGCAGACGUAAUUCACAGAGAUUUGAAGCCGGGAAAUAUUCUCUGUUCGAUAAGCGGCCAUUUGAAAAUAUGUGAUUUCGGUUUAGCUAGAGGAAUAUCGCCUUUAUUUGCAGAGAACAAAGCCGGCGAAAUUCACAUAACGAAUUAUGUCGCUACCCGUUGGUAUAGAGCUCCGGAAUUGAUCUUAUCACACAAGAGGUAUAAUAAGUCCAUCGAUAUCUGGGCUGUGGGUUGUAUCCUAGCUGAAUUUUACGGCAGAAAACCUUUAUUUAUGGGUCAGGAUUCUCUGCACCAAGUUUCAGAAAUUCUAAAAGUUUUAGGAACUCCUAGUCGAAGUACUAUCGCGAAGUACUGCUCUGCUCGCUCUUACGAGGUAUUUUCCUCAAGAACCGAGGUGAAGAAACUUAGUUGGGCAUCUGUGUACUCUAGCGCUUGCGUUGAGGCGCAGAAUCUUUUGGACUCUUUACUUGAUUGGGAUCCAGACAAACGCCUAGAAGUUGAUCAGAUUCUAAGCCAUCCUUUUGUUUCAGACGUUAGAAACUCGGCAGAUGAGCCCAGCUGUCAGGGCCCUUUUGAUUAUUCCUACGAACACAAGUUUACAUCCAUGCAGAAACUGAGGGACACCAUCUACGAGGAAGUGAGGACUUUCAAAGGAAUCGGAUCUUCAAGUUUAUCGGUAAGGGCGGAAUGUUAA
Messenger RNA from Lachancea nothofagi CBS 11611, 1260 nucleotides. The record is from the annotation of a GenBank genome assembly. NCBI's taxonomy places the organism in Eukaryota, Fungi, Ascomycota, Saccharomycetes, Saccharomycetales, Saccharomycetaceae.